CACGUUACUUUCUUUUGUGAAUGUGAUUUCUUAAAAAAUGAAACAGUUAAAACUUACAGGUUUUGUUAUUUUCUUUUUCUUUUUGACUGAAUCCUUAACCCUGCCCACAAAGCCUCAAGAUGUAGAUGAUGUCAGUAUCACCCAGAAAUUUAUAGAGGAUAAUAUUGGAUAUAUCACCAUCAUUGCAUUUGCUCAAUAUAUUCAGGAGGCAUCCUUUGAAGAAGUAGAAAUGUUGGUAAAAGCCAUGACAGAAUACAGAGAUAAAUGCUUGGCUGACAUGACACUCCCAGAGUGUUCAAAAUUAGCUAAUGAUGUUUUACUGGAAAAUAUAUGUGCUAUGGAGGGACUGCCACAAAAGCAUAAUUUUUCACACUGCUGCCAUAAGGCUGACUUUGAAAGAAAACAUUGUUUCCUCCAUAAUAAGAAAGCUGAUGUAGGAUUUUUGCCUCCUCUCCCUACUCUGGAUCCUGAAGAGAAAUGCCAGACUUAUAAAAAUAACAGAGAAUCUUUUCUAAACAAUUAUAUCUACGAAGUUUCCAGAAGGAACCCCUUUGUUUUUGUCCCUACACUUCUUACUGCUGCUGCUCGUUUUGAGGAGAUGACUAAAAUAUGUUGUGAAGAACAAGAAAAAGCUAACUGCUUUAGAACAAAGGCAGAAACUUUCAUACAAUAUUUAAAAGCAUUAUCUUCUUAUCAAAAAAAUGUCUGUGGGGCACUUAUGAAAUUUGGACCACAAAUCUUAAAAUCUAUAAACAUUGCUGUACUUAGUCAAAAAUUCCCCAAGAUUGAAUUUAAGGAACUUAUCUCCCUCCUAGAAGAUGUUUCUUCCAAAUAUGAUGGAUGCUGUGAAGGGGAUGUUGUGCAGUGCAUCCAUGGCAGGAGCAAGGUCAUGAGCCAUAUUUGUUCAAAACAAGAUUCCAUCUCCAGCAAAAUCAAAGAGUGCUGUGAAAAGAAAAUACCAGAGCGCGGCGAGUGCAUAAUUUACUCAAAUAAAGAUGAUAGACCAAACAACUUACCCCUAAGAGAAGCAAAGUUUACUGAAAGCGAAAAUGUGUGUGAGGAACGAGAUGCUGACCAAGAGAACUUCAUGGCCGAGUUUCUUUAUCAAUACUCAAGGAGACAUCCAGAACUGUCCACACCAGAGUUGUUAAGAAUUGCUGGAGUGUAUGAGGAUCUCCUGAGAGAGUGUUGCAACACGAAAAACCCUCCAGACUGUUACAGACAUGCGGAAAACAAAUUCAAUGAGACAACUGAGAAAAGCCUCAAGAUAGUACAGCGAGAAUGUGAACAUUUUCAGAUUUUGGGGAAGGAUGACUUGAAAUACCACUACCUCAUCAAUCUCACAAAGCUAGCCCCCCAGCUCUCCACUGAAGAACUGACCUUUCUUGGCAAGGAAAUGGUGACAGCUCUGACCACCUGCUGUACACUGAGUGAAGAGUUUGCCUGCGUUGAUAAUUUGGUGGACUUAGUUCUUGGAGAGUUAUGUGGAAUAAAUGAAAAUCGAAGUAUCAACCCUGCUGUGGACCACUGUUGUAAAACAAACUUUGCCUUCAGAAGGUCCUGCUUUGAGGGCUUGGAAGCCGAUAAGACAUAUGUGCCUCCAUCUACCUCUCAAGAUUUAUUUAUCUUUCACGCAGACUUGUGUCAGGCUCAUAACGAGGAGCUCCAGAGAAAGAAAGACAGGUUUCUUGUCAACUUAGUGAAACUGAAGCCUGAACUUACAGGGGUGGAGCUGCAGUCAUUGCUGGCGGAUUUCACGAAUGUGGUGAAGAAGUGCUGCCAGGCCCAGGGGCCUGAAGCCUGCUUCAGGGAAGAGGGUCCAAAAUUGUCAGCCAAAAGUCAGGUUGCUUGAAAAACAUCAAGUAAAACUCACCAAAGGUUUCGGAGAAAAGAGAGGAAGACCAACAUACCUGCUUCCUAUCUGUCCUGUGGUGAAUUUCAUUUUCUGAGAAGAACACAGUAAAAAAUUCUCCUGUAAUCAUUAUCUGAGAUCAUGUUAUUGCAGCAAGCAAUAAACAACAACAUUAUAAAGUUAUUUCUCAAAGACUAAU
Balaenoptera musculus (blue whale) is the source of this 2051-nucleotide messenger RNA. It is a transcript of the gene AFM, whose product is annotated as afamin. Gene Ontology annotation, cellular component: blood microparticle; cytoplasm. The record is from RefSeq and is a predicted model, not a curated record. NCBI's taxonomy places the organism in Eukaryota, Metazoa, Chordata, Mammalia, Artiodactyla, Balaenopteridae. Gene Ontology annotation, molecular function: vitamin E binding; fatty acid binding; zinc ion binding. The transcript is spliced from 15 exons. Gene Ontology annotation, biological process: vitamin transport; protein transport within extracellular region. Bases 38 to 1852 code for a protein of 604 amino acids.